Thelazia callipaeda (thelaziosis nematode) is the source of this 1371-nucleotide messenger RNA. NCBI's taxonomy places the organism in Eukaryota, Metazoa, Nematoda, Chromadorea, Rhabditida, Thelaziidae. The record is from the annotation of a GenBank genome assembly.
AAAUAUAGUAUUGUAAUGAUGUGGAAACAGGUGGUAUAUCCUCGAACUAAUAUUACAUCUCGAUGGUUUUUCAGUUCGCUGAUGCCAGCAUCGACACUGUUAUUGCAAUAUGUUUCUGAGCAACCUUGUUCUCGACUCUACUGGAGAUCAGUUUUGACGAGUUCGAAUUAUAUUCGAUUUCUGCAUAAAUUUUCGAGUAGGAAUGCUACAACUUCAACUGAUGUUAAAAAUAAUAGUGAAAUCGAGUUAUCAACUAAAGACCAAUUGUUUUAUGUUGAUACUCUCACUGAUGCAGUAGUUCCAAGAUUUUUGAGUGAUCGAAAACCUCUACUGACAUUAUUGAAGAUUUGCAGGAAAGAUGUUACCUUUGAUGACUCCAUUUUUAAUCGACACAUAAAGUACUGUUAUUUUCAGGGGAUAGAUAAAUUAAUGAGGCAUAUUUCUUAUACGCAAUUAUACUUCAGUUUAUUGCGGGCAGCUAGUAGGUUUGAGUCGUUCCAUUAUAAUUUCGUUAUUUUUCAGGAAGAAGAUGUAGUUGAAGGAGCGUUAGAUAUUCGUCUCAAUAAAGAUGGACAAAUUUAUAAAAUCAAUAACCGACCUGUUAAUUUUUUACUGUUUUAUAAAGAUCGUAAGUGUGCCGCAGUUAUAUCAAAAUUAAAAGCAGCUAGUGAAGCAGAAACUACUGAAGCUCCAUCACCAGUGAUGUUAAGGACGAUGUGCUGUCAUCUAAGAAAUUUCGCCGCUCCGUCUUCUAUGUGCUUAUUUGCUUCACGCGCCUAUAGUAGUAUGCAUGGGAACGGACCAGAGAUGUUUCAAUUGGAACAUGUACGCAAAAGAGUAGAAAUUACGAAUUUGGUGAUAUUAUUUAUUAAAAUUGACAGGAUUUGUUUCCAGGCUCCAAUGUUUUUUCGCUAUCAAGCUGAUUAUACAAUUUACAGGCCGAAUGUAAUAUAUAAAGAUGAAAUCUUUCAUUUAACUGUCCCGAAUCGUGAUAUACUCAUGAUUUAUUUCGGAACGAUUAGUACUGCAUGCUUGUUCUGUUGCCCUCAUAUCGAACUGGAGGUUUUAAGUAUAUUACCAAUAUCUGAAGAUGGAACAGUACGAUUGAGGUGGCGUGUGAAAUAUAUAUCACUGCUUAGAGCAUUGCUAAAUCCGAAGUUGUUUAAAUACGAAUACCGUAUCAAAAGACUAAAGUGGUACGAUGGUUUGACAAUAUUUCAUGUUGGUGCAGAUGGUUUCGUUCAUCGAGUCGUCACACGCCGAAUUAUUGACGAUGAGCAGAAGAGCACCCAAGCAAAUCGACUUGCUAAUUUGGCUCAGAAAGUUGGUGUAUUGCCGAAAAGUUCUGUUGCAUUCAGCGAACACCACUGA